This is a messenger RNA of Ascoidea rubescens DSM 1968, 1338 nucleotides long. RefSeq names its product translation termination factor GTPase eRF3 (gene SUP35). Lineage: Eukaryota; Fungi; Ascomycota; Saccharomycetes; Ascoideales; Ascoideaceae. The transcript has a single exon. Gene Ontology annotation, molecular function: translation release factor activity; GTPase activity; GTP binding. The record is from RefSeq and is a predicted model, not a curated record. Gene Ontology annotation, biological process: translational termination; nuclear-transcribed mRNA catabolic process, deadenylation-dependent decay; translation. The annotation marks the transcript as partial. Gene Ontology annotation, cellular component: translation release factor complex.
GAAGUUGAUGAAGAUGUUCUUAAGGACCUAUACGGCGGUAAAGACCACAUGUCUAUCCUAUUCAUGGGUCAUGUUGAUGCUGGUAAAUCAACCAUGGGUGGUAACUUGUUAUACCUAACAGGUUCUGUUGAUAAGAGAACAAUUGAAAAAUACGAAAGAGAAGCUAAAGAUGCUGGCAGACAAGGUUGGUAUCUUUCGUGGGUCAUGGACACCAACAAGGAAGAAAGAGCUGAUGGAAAAACUAUCGAGGUUGGUCGAGCUUACUUUGAAACUGCCAAAAGAAGAUACACUUUGCUAGAUGCCCCUGGCCAUAAAAUGUAUGUCUCUAAUAUGAUUUCUGGUGCAUCUCAAUCAGAUACUGGAAUCUUGGUUAUUUCUUCAAGAAAGGGGGAAUUCGAAGCAGGUUUCGAAAAGGGUGGUCAAACAAGAGAACACGCCAUUUUAGCAAAGACUCAAGGUGUCAACAGCCUAAUUGUUGUCAUAAAUAAAAUGGACGAUAUUACUGUCAAAUGGAGCAAAAAAAGAUACGAUGAGUGUGUCAAAAAAUUAACUCUUUUCUUAAAAGCUGUUGGUUACAAUAUUAAAACUGACAUCACAUUCAUGCCUGUUUCUGGUUAUACUGGUGAUGGUAUAAAAGAAAAAGUCAACCCCAAAUCAUGUCCUUGGUACACUGGUCCUGCAUUACUAGAAACUUUGGACAGUCUCAAAUUGACAAACAAGAAAUUAAAUUCUCCCUUCAUGUUGCCCAUUGCCGGUAAAAUGAAAGAUUUGGGUACAAUCGUUGAAGGAAAAAUCGAGAGUGGUUUAGUCAAAAAGGGUUCUUCACUAGUAAUUAUGCCCAAUAAGAUAAACGUCGAAGUAAUCACAAUUUUCAAUGAAUCUGAACAAGAAGUCACCCAAGCUAUUUGUGGUGAACAAGUCAGAUUAAAAUUAAAGGGUAUUGAAGAAGAAGAUAUCCAGCCAGGUUUUGUGUUAUCUUCAUCCAAAUUUCCAGUCAAGGUUGUUAGGAGAUUUGCUGCUGAAAUCGCUAUAAUUGACUUGAAGUCUAUUUUAACUGCUGGUUUUACUUGUGUCAUGCAUAUUCAUGCUGCGAUUGAAGAAGUUACAUUUGUAAAAUUACUACAUCACUUACAGAAAGGAACUAAUAAAAAAUCUAAAAAGGCACCAGCUUUUGCUAAAAGAGGUAUGAAAAUUAUUGCUGUUCUUGAAACAGCAGAUCCUGUCUGCGUCGAAACAUAUGAAGAUUAUCAACAACUAGGUAGGUUCACAUUAAGAGAUCAAGGUUCUACGAUUGCAAUUGGAAAAAUUGUCAAAUUACUUAAAAAUCCAUCAAAUUAA